This is a messenger RNA of Carlito syrichta (Philippine tarsier), 1419 nucleotides long. It is a transcript of the gene HHLA2, whose product is annotated as HERV-H LTR-associating 2. The transcript is spliced from 13 exons. The record is from RefSeq and is a predicted model, not a curated record. Bases 1 to 1419 code for a protein of 472 amino acids. Lineage: Eukaryota; Metazoa; Chordata; Mammalia; Primates; Tarsiidae. Gene Ontology annotation, cellular component: external side of plasma membrane. Gene Ontology annotation, biological process: positive regulation of T cell proliferation; cellular response to lipopolysaccharide; cell surface receptor signaling pathway.
AUGGUGGUGAUGACAGAAGAGGAGGAUAUAGCUUGUGGGUGGCUGGGGCAGAGCCAGAAACAGAGAGUCAGAUUAAGAAUGCUGUUGGGGAUGAGGAAGGUUGGCAAGGAAGGAAAGGACUUUGCCCUGGACCCAGAUGCCUUAGGACUGGCCCUGGCGAUACCCCUGGCUCUUUUCUCAUGUCUCCUUCAACCUCUCCCUGUCAGAAAAGAAGACAGGAGAUGCCUUUUAUUGGAGGCUCUCACCCUGUGGAAUUCGAUUAAGUUCAAGGCAGCUCAUGAGUGUGUGCCAGAGCAUAGAAAACUUCUGCAGGUGCCUGCUUGUGAAAGACUUCCUGGUAUCAGGUAUCAGAGGUAUCCUGUGACUUUUAUCAGUAGGGCCUGGCAGCAACAGCAAGCUGCAACAAUCAAGCUCGCUGUAGACAUAACUAAUAUGACCUCUACAAGACAUGAAAGCACAAGCAAUAUUGUCUUUCUUCCUCAUUCUCAUACCGUCUUGGAGUGGAUUUCAAGAAGAUUAAGCCUUCUGGAUGAAGGGAUUUAUACCUGCUAUGUAGGAACAGCAGCUAAAAAUAUUAUAAACAAAGUGGUGCUGAAGGUGGGAGCUUUCCUUAUGCCCAUGAUAAAGUAUGAAAAGAAGAAUACAAACUACUUCUUACUAUGCAGUGUGUCAAGUGUUUAUCCUCAUCCAAUUAUCAAGUGGAAAAUGGACAACACAUCUAUCCCUGAAAGCGAUAUGGAAGAAACCGAGUCUUUGGGUCCUUUUUCUAUUAGCAGUACACUGAAUAUUACAGAAUUAAAUUCAUCUUAUGAAUGUGCAGUUGAAAAUUCACUCCUGAAGCAAACAUGGACAGGGCACUGGACAAUGCAAGAUGACCUUCGUAAAAAACAAAAUGAAAACAUUUUACUCUCAUGUCAACUUGUAAAAGAAUAUUUUCUACCAGACCAAGACUUCAAAGUUACCUGGUCCAGAGUAGAAAAUGGGAAGUCCUCUCUUCUGGCUUACUAUCUGAGCUCCUCACAAAACACAACUAUCAACGAAUCUCGAUUCUCAUGGAACAAUGAGCUAAUAAACCAGAGAGACUUCUCUAUGACUUUGACACAUCUUAGUCUUUCAGACAGUGGGCAAUAUUUAUGCAAUAUUUCCUCGAGCAAAUCUACCUUACUCACCAUUCACACACUGCAUGUCGAACAAAACCAAAACACCAAUUAUUGGUACCUACUUUUCCUGCUUUUGGUGCUUUUUCUGGCAGUUGUGAUAAUCUGUAAAAGAUGUUGCAAUCGCAGCACAGAAAGGCCUUGUACUGAUGAGAGAGCUAGCGAUGCUGAUAAUGCAGAAGAAAACGUGCCUCUUUCAGAAUAUCCAGCCAGUACAAAAAAUCCAAGACAACACCGUGCCAACACAAAGAAUCAUCCUUAA